AUGAAGACCUGUAUGUUACGAGAAAUUGACGCGCAAGUGGCGCGAGUAAAUCCACAAGGAGAGUGUUCUUCGUCACCCGAGUAUGUGUUUGUCAUCCGACCACGGAGUCCAAACCACAACGAAGGAGAAGCUGCUCGGCGACAGGACUUGGAUCACACGACUCUCGACAAAGACAAGGUACCAGUAGUGCACGAGGUCUUACACACCUACAGUCAAUGUCGAACGCUAUACCGAGAGCUACAACGUCUAACCGAUUGUACUAAUGUGAAGGCGUGCAGUUGCGCGCUUGGGUCGUGUCCUUUCUGGUCACUAUUUGCGGUGCUGGGUAGUCUUCAUUUUCCUAAACGGACGCUAUUCAACCGCCAGUCCACAAGCAUUUUCACACAGCGGAUGCAAGCACUUAACACAUUAAUACGCACUGUGCUAGUUGUACUGCGAACAACCUACCGCAUUCAUCACUUUCAUAACUACAACACACCGGUCGGAGCCCGUGCAUGUAAAGUUCUGGUCGUGUUGUGUCGGUUCCUCGGUCUAGACAACGCGGACGUGGAACAGCAUUUGCUUGAAAGUGGCGAGCGGCUUUUACCUGCGAUGAAGGCGACCUUCAUUGACCGCAAGUCUAUGGAACUGCGCGAAUCGCUAGCAAUAUUUAAAGACGAGGAGAAAGCUUUGACGAGGAUUAUGUCAGAUGACAAUGAAGACCAACAGCGUCGAAGCUCUGUACUACUUGUGUCGAGGUGA
Messenger RNA from Peronospora belbahrii, 741 nucleotides. Lineage: Eukaryota; Oomycota; Peronosporomycetes; Peronosporales; Peronosporaceae. The record is from the annotation of a GenBank genome assembly.